UUCAUACUCUUCCUCUCUGUACAGCUCAUCCUGCAUCUCUAAGAAGCUUUCUGUCCUGCGUUUGCUUUUGAAAUAACAAAUAAAUAAUACAAAAGUGUCCAAAGAAAAUAAGCCAUGAGAAUUUGGCCAUUUACAAGUCUCGUCUUGCUCGUGUCAGCGUCCACAGUGGUCUGCGGAACUUCGCUGGAGGGAGAGCUGUCCGUCUCCCUGAGGGAUAAUUUCCUGGAACCUUUGAGGAGCCUGUUUCGCCAGAGGGAAGCCAGCAACGUUCUUGCCAAGUUCUCUCUCAGGAGACCGUCUUUGCCAGAUGAUGACGUCUGUUAUAUUGUGCCGGGCAAAGAGGAGACCUUGGGCAACUGCAAUUUUAACAGUACCGCCAAAACGUUCCUGGUGAUUCAUGGUUGGACGGUGAGUGGCUUGUUUGAGAGCUGGGUUGCCAAGAUGGUAGCAGCGCUGUAUGACAGAGAGAAAGAUGCCAACGUAAUAGUGGUGGACUGGCUGGACAUGGCUCAGAACCAUUACAUUGUGGCGGCAGAAAACACGCAGAAGGUUGGACAGGAGGUUGGACAUUUCAUAGACUGGAUAGAGGAGGCAACCAAUAUUCCACUGGAGAAGGUUCAUCUUAUUGGCUACAGCCUUGGUGCCCACGUUGCUGGAUUUGCAGGCAGCCAUACUACCAACAAAGUUGGAAGAAUAACAGGUCUUGAUCCAGCCGGACCUGAUUUCGAAGGAGCUCAUGCACACAGACGGCUUUCUCCUGAUGAUGCCCGUUUUGUAGAUGUUCUACACACCUACUCUAGAGGAACUCUGGGCCUCAGUAUUGGUAUUGAGCAGCCGAUUGGCCAUGUGGACAUUUACCCCAAUGGAGGAAGCUACCAGCCAGGCUGCAAUCUCCGAGGAGCACUUGAGAAGAUAGCUCAUUUCGGAUUAGUUGCAAUGAACGAGGCAAUAAAGUGUGAGCAUGAGAGGUCUGUCCACUUGUUCAUUGACUCCCUCCUCAAUGGAGAGGAGCUAAGCAAGACCUACAGUUGUGCGAGCAGUGAUAUGUUCGAACGUGGCAUGUGCCUGAGAUGCCACAGGAACCGCUGCAACACCAUGGGCUAUGACAUCAAGAAGGUCCGCAAAGCUCGCAGCGUCAAGAUGUUCACCAAGACUCGAGCCACCAUGCCAUUCAGAGUUCAUCACUAUCAGCUGAAGAUUCACUUCACAGCACAGACGGACCAAACACAAACAGAACCUACUUUAACGGCCUCCCUAUAUGGCACCAGUGGUUCGGUUGAAAACCUCCAACUUAAAGGAGAUGAUAAAAUCACCACCAACAAGACACAUUCCUACCUCUUGGUUACAGAGGAGAAUAUUGGUGACCUUCUGAUGCUGAAGCUCAAAGUAGAGGACUCCAGUAGCUGGUCUGUUUCUUCACUGCUCAGCAAGGCACAGUCAUGGUGGAAUGGAGAUACUACUGGUUCUGAACCUCAAGUCAAGAAAAUACGCAUCUGGAUUGGGGAGACGCAAAAAAAGCUCAUAUUUUGCCUGAAAGAUCACCAGAAAUCAAGAACAUCUCACGAAGCAACCUUUGUGAAAUGCAAAGAAACGUGGAGGAAAGCAUCUAGAAGGGCGCACUGAGAGGACUCGCUGAGAAGCCUCACAGGUUGUCUACAGACAAAUUCAACUCAUCCAAACGAAGCACUUAAUCAGUUGUUUCUAAAGCUGUUAUUUAUUUUGUAUUUAAGAUGUGUUUGUGCUGGCCUUACUGUAUUGUAUACAUACUGUCUUGCAAGGGGGGUUAUUUAAUACUUGUAACUUAAUACUGUAACUUUAAUGUGUAAUUUUUUUCCGUAAGCACUACCAUUGUAAUGCAGUGGUCACACAAUACAUGGAUCAAAGUUACGAGGAA
Pygocentrus nattereri (red-bellied piranha) is the source of this 1894-nucleotide messenger RNA. It is a transcript of the gene lpl2a, whose product is annotated as lipoprotein lipase. Gene Ontology annotation, molecular function: apolipoprotein binding; lipoprotein lipase activity. Gene Ontology annotation, biological process: lipid metabolic process. NCBI's taxonomy places the organism in Eukaryota, Metazoa, Chordata, Actinopteri, Characiformes, Serrasalmidae. The transcript has 10 exons. The coding region runs from base 115 to 1623 and encodes 502 amino acids. The record is from RefSeq and is a predicted model, not a curated record.